Dermochelys coriacea (leatherback sea turtle) is the source of this 4786-nucleotide messenger RNA. It is a transcript of the gene SETDB1, whose product is annotated as SET domain bifurcated histone lysine methyltransferase 1. Gene Ontology annotation, molecular function: histone H3K9 methyltransferase activity; DNA binding; zinc ion binding. Lineage: Eukaryota; Metazoa; Chordata; Testudines; Dermochelyidae. Gene Ontology annotation, biological process: heterochromatin organization; negative regulation of gene expression. Gene Ontology annotation, cellular component: nucleus. The record is from RefSeq and is a predicted model, not a curated record.
GGGGAGGCCGGAGCCAUGGGACCAGGGGCAAAAAUGGAUUCUCUGGAAGUAACGGAGUUGCAGCAAGAAGUGAUGGAAGAGUUAGGGAUCUCUAUGGAAGAGCUCCAGCAAUUCAUUGAUGAGGAGCUGGAGAAGUUUGAGUGUGUGAAGCAGCGGAAACAGCAGCUGGAAGAGCUGGAAAAGAGCGUGGAACAGAAAGAAGCAGAAGUGGCAUAUGUCGACCAGCUCUUCAAUGAUGCUUCAAGAGCCAUUGGUAAAUGCGAGAUACUGGUAAAAGAUCUCUACUCCAAGCUGGGCCUUCAGUAUCGUGAGAGCAGCUCUGAAGAUGAGGACUCAGCUUCCAAGCCGAUGGAAGUGAUCGAAAUCCCAGAUGAGGAUGACGACGAUGUUAUGAGUAUUGAUUCGGGUGAAACAAGUAACAGAAUCUCAAAGGAUCAGACGCUGCUUCGAGAAGCCAUGGCUGCGAUGAGGAAGUCUGCCCAAGAUGUUCAGAAAUUUAUGGAAGCUGUUAACAAAAAAACAAAUGCCCAGGACCUGCAAAAAGAUGGGCUAUCCUCUCCACCGAGCUCUGUUGGCGCAUCCCAGCAGGUGAGCUCUGCGCUUGCUGGGGGUGACCUCAGCAAUGAUGGUGACCUGGUGGUUGGUAUGCGUAUCCUAGGCAAAAAGAGGACCAAGACGUGGCACAAAGGAAUUUUGAUUGCAAUCCAGGCAGUAGGUGCUGGUAAGAAGUUCAAAGUGAAAUUCGACAACAAAGGGAAGAGUUUGCUUUCUGGCAAUCACAUUGCGUACGACUAUCAUCCCUCUGCCGAGAAACUCUACGUCGGAAGCCGGGUUGUGGCCAAAUACAAAGAUGGGAAUCAAGUCUGGCUCUAUGCUGGCAUCGUGGCCGAAACGCCAAACAUGAAGAAUAAACUGAGGUUCCUGAUCUUCUUCGAUGAUGGCUAUGCUUCUUACGUCACUCAGUCAGAGCUGUACCCGAUCUGCAGGCCAUUAAAGAAGACCUGGGAAGACAUAGAAGAUGUUUCCUGUCGUGAUUUCAUAGAGGAGUACAUCAGUGCCUACCCAAACCGUCCCAUGGUAUUGCUGAAGAGCGGCCAGCUGAUUAAAACAGAAUGGGAAGGGACCUGGUGGAAAUCCAGAGUGGAGGAAGUGGAUGGCAGUCUAGUCAAAAUCCUCUUCCUGGCAGAUGCUGUGAAUGUUACAAUGUUCUCUCUGCCACAGGACGACAAACGCUGCGAAUGGAUUUACCGCGGUUCCACACGUCUGGAGCCUAUGUUCAGCAUGAAAACCUCAACGGCCUCCACUCUGGAAAAGAAACAAGGAGGGCAGAUGAGGACUCGUCCCAAUGUUGGUGCUGUGAGGAGCAAAGGGCCUGUAGUACAGUACACGCAAGAAUUAACAGGAACCAGCACUCAGUUUAAACCUAUAGAACAAAUCCAAGCAAUGUCUCUAGCUGCACCGUCUGUUUCCCCACAGCCUGCUGAGAUGGAAAGCCCCGAAAGUCAGCUGGCUCAGUCCAGAAAGCAAGUGGCCAAGAAAAGCACAUCCUUCCGUCCUGGCUCUGUGGGGUCUGGACACUCUUCACCUGUUUCUCCUGUCCUAAGUGAAACUCCUCCGAUGGGGAAAGCUGCAGUGAACCAGCAAUAUCGUGGAAGCUAUUCCAGUGGCCAGCCAGGCAGCAGCACGGUGCAGCCAUUUCACGGCAUGAUGGACCGGGUGCCCAAUGAGCCCUCGUACCGGGCUCCGAUGGAGAAGCUCUUUUACCUGCCCCACGUCUGCAGCUACACCUGCCUGUCACGGGUCCGUCCCAUCCGGAGCGACCAGUACCGCAGCAAGAACCCCCUUCUCAUCCCGCUUCUCUACGACUUCCGGCGCAUGACUGCCCGCCGCCGCGUCAACCGCAAGAUGGGCUUCCACGUCAUCUACAAGACGCCGUGCGGGCUGUGCCUGCGCACCAUGCAGGAGAUUGAGCGCUACAUCUUCGAGACGGACUGUGACUUCCUCUUCCUGGAGAUGUUCUGCCUAGACCCCUACGUGCUGGUGGACCGCAAAUUCCAGCCCUACAAGCCCUUCUACUACAUUGCAGACAUCACCAAAGGCAAGGAGGACGUGCCGCUGUCCUGCGUCAAUGAGAUAGACACUACCCCUCCUCCACAGGUGGCUUAUAGCAAGGAGCGCAUCCCAGGGAAAGGAGUCUACAUCAACACUGGCUGGGAGUUCCUCGUGGGCUGCGACUGUAAAGAUGGCUGCAGAGACAAAUCUAAAUGUGCCUGCCACCAGCUGACAGUCCAAGCAACAGGCUGCACCCCCGGUGGGCAGAUCAACCCCAAUUCUGGCUACCAGCACAAGAGGCUGGAGGAAUGCCUCCCGACCGGAGUCUAUGAAUGUAACAAGAGAUGCAAAUGCAAUACAAACAUGUGCACCAAUCGCUUGGUACAACAUGGACUCCAAGUCAGACUCCAGCUAUUCAAGACUCAGAACAAAGGCUGGGGAAUCCGCUGCCUUGACGAUAUUGCCAAGGGCUCUUUCGUCUGCAUCUAUGCAGGGAAAAUCCUGACGGACGACUUUGCUGACAAAGAAGGGCUGGAGAUGGGGGACGAGUACUUCGCCAACCUGGAUCACAUUGAGAGCGUGGAGAACUUCAAGGAGGGCUACGAAAGCGAUGCCAAGUGCUCCUCCGACAGCAGUGGCGUGGACCUGAAGGACGAAGAGGAGGAGAACACCGGCACCGAGGAGCAGGAUGAGUCCAACGAGGACAGCUCCGACGACAAUUUCUGCAAGGACGAGGAUUUCAGCACCAGCUCGGUGUGGCGCAGCUAUGCUACCCGCCGGCAGACCCGGGGCCAGAAGGAGAAUGGCCUGUCUGAGACAGCCUCCAAGGACUCUGGCCUCACCAGGCAGAUCAGCCACGACGAGGUCGCCGUGACCGCUGCCUGCAAACUGCCUGUGUCUGAGGAGACCUCCAAAAACAAAGUGGCCUCAUGGCUGAGCUCCAACAGCAUGUCGGACAGCUUCCAGGACAAUGAUAGUGCCUCCUCGUUCAAGAUGACUGAGGCCAGCGAGGUCAAGGCAGGCAAAGUGGAAGUCCUGGGUGACCGAGAGAAGCCCUCCACCUUCUCGGUGCCUUGGGGGGCUGAUGCAGACUCAAAGAUGCAGAAGAAGGAGGAAUCUGAAGAGCCAAACAAGCUUUCGCUAGCAUCCGAGACAGGCAAGGUGUAUGGCUAUAAUCCAAGCCCUAUGAAACUCGAGGGUAUCCGGAGGCCACCAAGCAAGACUAUCAUGCAUCAGAGCAAAAGGCACUUGGCUCCUCCCCAGCAAGCAGCUGACGAUGUGCUGACACUGUCAAGUAGCACAGACAGCGAGGGGGAGAAUGGCCAGCCGACAGCAGGACAAGCGCAGGGCAACACGAAUGAUAGUGAUGACAUCCAGACUAUUUCCUCCGGCUCGGAGGAAGAGGACAUCGAUGAUAAAAAGAAUUCCUCUUCCGGGCUAGGUCCCAUUAAAAGGCAAGUGGCAGUGAAGUCCACACGAGGUUUUGCCCUCAAAUCGACUCACGGGAUUGCCAUAAAGUCGACCAAUAUGGCAUCAGCUGACAAGGGGGAGAACAUGCUCGUGCGCAAAAACACCCGCCAGUUUUAUGACGGCGAAGAGUCCUGCUAUAUCAUUGAUGCCAAACUCGAAGGGAACCUCGGCCGUUACCUCAAUCAUAGCUGCAGCCCCAAUCUGUUUGUGCAGAAUGUCUUUGUGGACACGCAUGAUCUCCGUUUCCCUUGGGUUGCCUUCUUCGCUAGCAAGAGGAUACGAGCCGGGACUGAGCUGACCUGGGAUUAUAACUACGAGGUGGGCAGCGUGGAGGGCAAGGAGCUCCUAUGUUGCUGUGGAGCUAUCGAAUGCCGAGGCAGGCUGCUCUAGCGGUGUUCGUGCCCGCACCGUGAAGGACAGGGGCUGCAGGCCCUGGAUUCCCCACAGCUCUGCUUCCGAGCCAGGGGAAAGCUGAUUCUCAACCACAGGCCUUGUCCCUACCCUCCCUGCACAACCUUUUGUCUGUGAGGGUGAUGUACUGUAUUUCAGCUGGAGCUGUUUUAAUUACACCAUGUUUGUCAUUGUAGCUGUUACAAAGCUGGUGACAGUAACAUAGAGCUGCCCAGUUCACUUGAAAAUAUGCCUGCAAGUGCAUGGACCACAACAUGAUCAGGCUCACAGAAGGGGUGGCUUGGCUUUGUGCGGAGGGCUGGGAAUGCCAGCAAGGUUCCCAACGAGCUACUGACUUGCUGUGGAUCUCUGCCUUGGUAGGGUGCCUCAACAAUCAGGUAUUCAGCUAGCUGAGAGAGACUUAAUACCUGUCAUUGUGACAGCUCAAUUCAGGCACAAAACACACUAGGCAGGCAGUACAGAAGGGUCCCCUGCUUUGCCAUCCUGCAGCCACUACUGUGCACAAGUCUGUGUCAAAUCCCCCAUCCCCCAAAAAACUAGGCAACUACUUUAGAAUUGGUGCCCUCUUGUUGAAAUAAUGACAAAGGGAAGCAUUUUAGAGGCACUAAGGGUAGAUUGUCCACUACAGGAACCUUACUGGGAUUUCCCCAUGGUAUUGCUGAACAUGCUAUAAGGCCCUGGGGGAGUGAACCAAUGUUGGAGUUAAAUCAGAAGACCAAGGAGUUCAGCAGAAAGGAGAGAUCUGUCUUCCUCUCUGACCUAGUUGUGUUGUAAAAAAAAAACCUGUCUGCUGUUGAAAGCAAUGGAUGAGUUUCUUAAAAAAAACUGACAAAAAAUACAAACCCCCACCCUG